Lucilia sericata (common green bottle fly) is the source of this 2252-nucleotide messenger RNA. Its product is annotated as transcription factor grauzone-like. The record is from RefSeq and is a predicted model, not a curated record. Bases 119 to 2152 code for a protein of 677 amino acids. Gene Ontology annotation, biological process: regulation of transcription by RNA polymerase II. Gene Ontology annotation, molecular function: zinc ion binding; RNA polymerase II transcription regulatory region sequence-specific DNA binding; DNA-binding transcription factor activity, RNA polymerase II-specific. The transcript has 4 exons. NCBI's taxonomy places the organism in Eukaryota, Metazoa, Arthropoda, Insecta, Diptera, Calliphoridae. Gene Ontology annotation, cellular component: nucleus.
AAAAUAGAAGAAGCUUUUAAUUGUUGCCCUUAAUAAUUUUAAGUAUUAUUAUUAUUAUUAUUGUAAAUCCCGUUGAAUGUAAUUUAUUUUGUUGAAAGUUUGUAAUUGUUAAUGAAUAAUGAUUUGUCGAUUGUGCUUAAAGGACUUUGAGGAAAUUAUAAAUAUUUUUGAUAGCAAUGGCCAGGAGCUCAACGUUGCUGAAGUUGUUGGUAAACAUUUUUGGUUUGAGCCUCGAAAGGAUGAUCCAAUAUCAACAUCAAUAUGUAAAUUGUGUUGGAUUAAAGUGUGUGAAUUUCAUGAAUUUUACGAGAUGGUGGAACAUGUACAUCGUCAUAUGACAGAGAGAUUUAUAGUGAAAACAGAAAGUGCUAAAGGAAAGCGACGCUCCCCAUUGAAUGUUAAUGAUCUCAUAAAUUAUAGUUCAUUGCCAAGUAAACGAGAACCGGACGAUGAAUUUAAUGAACUUGGUGAAGUACCAUUCAAUAUGUUAAUUGAAGAUACCAAUGAUGAGCCUGGUAAGACCGUAGCUAAAGCUGCAGCUAUUGCAUUAGGUGCAGAAGAUUCGCGUGAUAUUUUGUCCCAACAUAAUUUCAGCCAAGAUGACUAUGAUGAUGUCGAUGACAGUAACAGGUGCAAUGAGACUUACAACGAAGAUGCGAAAUUUAACGACACAAAUGAUACUCAAAACAGUGACAACGAUGAUACCUUCGAUGGAGAAGCUUUUAUGAACAAUAUAUUAACUAACAAGAAUAAAGAGCCAGUAAAAAAUCAAGAUACGUCAAACACCUCGUCAAUUAAAGCAGACAAACGAAGAUCGACUAGAAAUUCCAACAAAACACAAUUAGAUAAUACUGAAACAGAUAAUGGAUUCAACACAACGACGAAUAUUAAAAGAAGACGAGGGCGGCCAAAGAAGGGAGAAAUUGUUGUAAAAUCUGAACGUUGUACCAAACAGUCAAAAGAAAAAUUUAAUAAAAGUGAAGAGGAACAAGAUGCAUACAAGGCAAAAAUGAAGGAAAUUGAUGAACAGAUUUCUCAAUACAUGACCUUACAUUGCGAAGUUUGCAGUUCGGAAUCAGAAAACUUUGCGGGUUUGAGAGCUCACAUGCGAGAGGCUCACAACAUCAAAAAAGGUUACGCAAAAUGUUGUAACAAAAAGUUUUUGAAAAGAGCACUUCUCUUGGAUCACAUACGUCAACAUUUAGAUCCCGAUUGUUAUAGAUGUGAAGAAUGUGAACGUACAUUUGCCGAUCGGCAAUCAAUGCGUAAUCAUUUCUUAGUUAAGCAUCAAAAAGAUGAAGAUAAAAUUUACGAAUGUUCUGCAUGUUCUAAAAAGUUUGUCAGGAAGUAUCUACUAGAACAGCAUAAAAUGUUCGCACAUCGUGAUCGAUCUACAACGUGUAAAUCCUGUAAUAGAAGAUUUAAUACAUUGGAAGAGCUGUAUGAGCACAAUAAGCAGCAUUGCAGUUAUGGAACAAUGUGUGAUAUAUGUGCUAAAGUCAUCCGGGGUCCGGCCGCCUUUAAGCGUCACCAGUUGGAACAUCAGGGUGUUACAAUGCCUAAAGUACAGUGUGAUUUAUGUGGUUCAUGGCAUAAGGAUAAAUACGCAUUAAAUAAACAUAAAAAACGACAUAUGGAAUCUAAGCAACCUCACGUUUGUGAUAUAUGUCAUAAAGUAUCUCCCAGUCGCAGUGCUAUGUUAAGUCAUAAGCGAUAUGUCCAUGGAACAGAACGUUCGUACGAAUGCGGUGUUUGUCGAAAAACUUUUAAAAAACCAAUAGCAUUAAGAGAACAUAUGACUACCCACACCGGAGAAGUUUUAUACCGUUGCCCACACUGUCCUAAAACAUUUAACUCCAAUGCAAAUAUGCAUUCUCACCGCAAAAAAGUACAUCCCCGAGAAUUUGAAGAGACUCGAAAGUUACGCAAACAAAAUGCACAUCUUAUUGAGCAACCUAUACCCACCAUAUCUGUGCUAAGCAACGCCAAAAAGGAAACCCAAGCACUUUUGGUCAUAGGCUCUGAUCAAAGCGAAGAAUCCCAUCAUGUUCUAAUAACUACUAGCGCAAAUGACUUUAGUGAUGAUGAUGAUGUGACUGAUCUUUCAAAGGAAAAAAUUACUGUACUCUACAAAAAUUACAGCAUUAAUUAAACCCGUUAAAGUGCAACUAAAUUUGCGAAACAAUUCAAAAAAAUAGACUGUUUUAUGUAAAUACAAAAAAUAAAAUUACAGAUUUAUUUCUGAUGAUGAA